This is a messenger RNA of Populus euphratica (Euphrates poplar), 1053 nucleotides long. RefSeq names its product Modifier of rudimentary (Mod(r)) protein (gene VPS37-1). NCBI's taxonomy places the organism in Eukaryota, Viridiplantae, Streptophyta, Magnoliopsida, Malpighiales, Salicaceae. Gene Ontology annotation, cellular component: ESCRT I complex. Gene Ontology annotation, biological process: protein targeting to membrane; protein targeting to vacuole; ubiquitin-dependent protein catabolic process via the multivesicular body sorting pathway. The record is from RefSeq and is a predicted model, not a curated record. The coding region runs from base 144 to 845 and encodes 233 amino acids. The transcript is spliced from 7 exons.
GCCAAAAUCUAAGGAUCACCUGUUUUUUUUUAUCUUCUUGUAACCCGAGACAGAGAGUUUAAAGACUUUAAGUUCUUUAAACCUUAAUUGACUAAUUAAUCAGACGAUCCAGAUCUCUAUUUUCACUCUCUCUUAAAGAAGCUAUGUUCAAGUUCUGGGGUUCUCAGGAACAACAAGGGCAGCCACGUCCAGAAGAGGUUGCUCGAGGUCCAGCACAAUCUUGGUACCCUCCAUCUAUAGUUGGUUCCCCAUCUUCCUCGCGGCCUGCAACUCCAUCUAGUGCUAGCUCUUCCACUUCCCACAGUUUCCAAAGCCCUGCAGAACGCCCGCUCUCUCCUUCACCUGCUGAAGCUGCUGCCUUUAUCACUCUUUUGAAGGACAAAAGUAUUGAUGAAUUACGGAAGCUAUUAUCUGACAAGGAUGCAUACCAUCAAUUUUUACUCUCACUUGACCAGGUUAAAAUUCAAAAUAAUAUAAGAGAUGAGCUUCGCAAGGAAACUCUGCAGCUUGCGAGAGAGAACUUGGAGAAAGAGCCACGCAUAAUGGAGCUUAGAAACCAAUGCAGGAUAAUACGGACAACUGAGCUGGCUGCUGCUAAAGAAAAACUAAACGAGCUGGAAAGACAGAAAGAAGAGUUGUUGAGGUCCUGCUCUCCUGCCUCCCUCCUGCAAAUGCUACAAGAGGCAAUGAAUAAGACAGAGGAGGAAUCUGAAGCCCUCCACAGGCAGUUCCUUGAUAAGGAGAUAGAUCUUGGGGCUUUUGUGCAGAAGUACAAAAAACUCCGUACCACCUAUCACAAACGAGCACUUAUCCAUCUUGCAGCAAAAGCAUCUCCAACUGCUUGACCUGUACUUGAAUGCAUACAACUACAAGAAUACUGAGAGCACCUGUUUGCUUGUUUGUGUAGAUGAUUGAUACAACUACAAGAAUACCGAAAACACAUGUUUGCUUGUUUGUGUAGAAGAUUGAUAAUCUGAUGUACUUUUAUCAUUUUUGUGUGCCUUUCGGUCAUUUUAUCAAUAAAUUCGUGUAUAUCGUAUUUGUUAUUAAUUU